AUGGCUUCUACUUCUUCUCUAGCGCUCUCUCAAGCUCUCCUUUCUCGAGCCAUCUCUCACAAUGGAUCAGAAAACCAGAUCGCUUUACCAUCUUUCUCUGUUCUCAAAUCCACUUCUCCACGCACCACUACCUUCUUCCACUGUCAACGCAGUGCCUCCACUAACAGUCACUCUCUCCGUCCUCUUGUCCGUGCAUCCGCCGUAGAGACAACGGACACAACAACAGAUUCAACCCUGGUUGAUAAAUCGGUUAAUACGAUCAGGUUUCUAGCGAUAGAUGCAGUUGAGAAGGCUAAAUCUGGUCAUCCUGGUCUCCCAAUGGGUUGUGCUCCUAUGUCUCACAUCUUGUACGAUGAAGUCAUGAGGUAUAACCCCAAGAACCCUUACUGGUUCAACCGUGACCGCUUCGUUCUCUCCGCUGGACAUGGAUGCAUGUUGCAAUACGCUUUGCUUCACCUCGCUGGCUACGACAGCGUCAGGGAGGAAGAUUUAAAGAGCUUCCGUCAAUGGGGAAGUAAGACGCCUGGACACCCUGAGAACUUCGAGACUCCUGGUGUUGAAGUCACUACUGGUCCUCUUGGACAAGGGAUUGCAAAUGCUGUUGGUUUAGCUCUUGCUGAGAAACAUCUAGCUGCUAGAUUCAACAAACAUGACAAUGAAAUCGUUGACCACUACACUUAUUCGAUUAUUGGAGAUGGUUGUCAGAUGGAAGGGAUAACAAACGAAGUCUGCUCUCUAGCUGCCCACUGGGGACUUGGGAAGCUCAUUGCUUUCUAUGAUGACAAUCACAUUUCUAUUGAUGGAGACACAGAGAUCGCCUUUACAGAGAACGUGGACAAGCGCUUUGAAGCUCUUGGAUGGCAUGUUAUUUGGGUUAAGAAUGGUAACAAUGGAUAUGAUGAGAUCCGUGCUGCCAUUAAAGAAGCUAAGGCUGUAACAGACAAGCCCACUUUGAUUAAGGUAACUACUACAAUUGGUUAUGGAUCUCCCAAUAAGGCAAAUUCAUACAGUGUCCACGGAGCUGCUCUUGGUGAGAAGGAAGUUGAGGCUACUAGAAAUAACCUUGGAUGGUCAUAUGAGCCGUUCCAAGUACCCGAGGAUGUUAAAAGCCACUGGAGCCGUCACACCCCUGAGGGAGCCGCUCUUGAAGCUGAUUGGAAUGCCAAGUUUGCAGCUUAUGAGAAGAAGUAUCCAGAGGAAGCAGAAGAGUUGAAGUCUAUUAUCUCAGGUGACUUGCCUACCGGUUGGGAGAAAGCACUUCCUGUAAGUAUCAACUUUCUCAUAAUCUCUAUUGGUGUUAUGGAGAUGGCUCUUAUUUAUGAAAACAUUUUUCAGACAUACACACCAGAGUCUCCAGGUGAUGCCACAAGAAACCUGUCUCAGCAAUGUCUUAACGCCCUUGCCAAAGCCGUUCCCGGUUUCCUUGGAGGAAGUGCUGAUCUCGCAUCUUCCAACAUGACUUUACUUAAAGCCUUUGGAGACUUCCAAAACGCUACACCUGAAGGAAGAAACCUUAGGUUUGGUGUUAGGGAACACGGUAUGGGAGCUAUCUGCAACGGUGUUGCCCUCCACAGCCCUGGUUUCAUCCCGUACUGCGCAACUUUCUUUGUUUUCACUGACUACAUGAGAGCUGCGAUGAGAAUCUCUGCCUUGUCUGAAGCUGGUGUUAUAUACGUUAUGACACAUGACUCCAUUGGUCUCGGAGAAGAUGGACCAACUCACCAGCCUGUGGAACACUUGUCCAGCUUCCGUGCCAUGCCUAAUAUCAUGAUGUUCCGUCCUGCUGAUGGGAACGAAACAGCCGGUGCGUAUAAAAUCGCUGUGACUAGAAGGAACACACCUUCUGUUUUAGCCUUGUCUAGACAAAAGCUUCCUCAACUCCCAGGAACGUCUAUUGAAAACGUUGAGAGAGGUGGAUACACCAUUUCUGAUAACUCAACCGGUAACAAACCCGAUGUGAUCUUGAUUGGAACUGGUUCGGAGCUAGAGAUUGCUGCUCAAGCUGGAGAGGAGUUAAGGAAGGAAGGAAAGACUGUUAGAGUCGUUUCUUUUGUGUGUUGGGAGCUCUUUGAUGAGCAAACGGAUGAAUACAAGGAAAGCGUGUUGCCAUCAGAGGUGUCAGCUAGAGUCAGUAUUGAAGCUGGGUCGACAUUUGGAUGGGGGAAGAUUGUUGGAGGGAGAGGAAAAUCGAUUGGGAUUGAUUCGUUUGGAGCAAGUGCACCAGCAGGGAAGCUUUAUAAAGAGUUUGGUAUCACUGUUGAAGCUGUGGUUGCAGCAGCUAAGUCACUUAUCUAA
Eruca vesicaria subsp. sativa (arugula) is the source of this 2295-nucleotide messenger RNA. The record is from the annotation of a GenBank genome assembly. NCBI's taxonomy places the organism in Eukaryota, Viridiplantae, Streptophyta, Magnoliopsida, Brassicales, Brassicaceae.